Messenger RNA from Caenorhabditis elegans, 933 nucleotides. It is a transcript of the gene Y67A10A.11, whose product is annotated as ShK domain-containing protein. The transcript is spliced from 4 exons. The coding region runs from base 12 to 890 and encodes 292 amino acids. The record is from RefSeq and is marked reviewed. NCBI's taxonomy places the organism in Eukaryota, Metazoa, Nematoda, Chromadorea, Rhabditida, Rhabditidae.
UCCUUCAAAAAAUGAAAAUAUCACUGAUCUACUUGAUUCUACUACCCAUAAUAGCUCACGGAGCAACAUGUCCGGUCUGUCCAGUUGGUGGAUUAUGGUCAGAUUGGACGACAACUGAAACGUGUGCAACUACAUGUGGCGGAUGCUCACAGAUCAACUAUUCGAGAACUUGCUUGUCAACUCAAAUGGGAAAUUGUCCGUGCAUCGGUGUCACCACCAAGCUUAUGAUUUGCAACACACAAGCAUGUAACUGGCCACGUGUCAACGCUACCUACGAAAACUGUUGUACAGGAACCCUGACGACCAUUGCAAAUUGGGUGCAUUGUGCUCCGCUACCGGAUAAUUACACAUUGGCAUGUUGUCCAGAUGGGGGAUAUUGGACGACAUGGUCGGGUUACAGUAAGGUUUCGAAUCAGGCUGCGUGGCAGCGUUCACGUACUUGCCUGUCGGGAAGCUACAACUGUCCGUGUACUGGAGAUUCGGUUAUGAUUACACAUACAUGCCCCUGCACCCCUAUAACCGUCAUCACUUCGACCUCGAAUACCUGCGCCGGCGGAACACUUCAUGACAAUCCAUUCUCCGUGAGGACUCCGGUUUUUAUGUCAUCCCAGUGUGAAACCCUUGUAGUUCUGAAAGCGUCAAAUAUCCGGAAUAACUUUUUCACGCUUGCCACAGAUGGUGAACAGGCUCAGGGUUCAAUAGGUUAUAUCGAUACUUCUGGAACUUGCCGGCAAUCUGAUAUUACUGUGACUGAUGGAGCAUCUGCAGUUGGAAGUAACGGACAAUUUUUGAAGUACUCGUUGACUUGUAAUUUGAACACUUUGAGAUUCGAUGGUACUGUUGCGGGAGUUGCAAUGACAAAUGUCGUUUCUUUUGCACAGUAUUAUUGAUUGGAAUAUUUGAGAGAAUGAAUAAAAAAUAUUACAGUUUCAA